Drosophila ficusphila is the source of this 526-nucleotide messenger RNA. RefSeq lists its product as uncharacterized. The record is from RefSeq and is a predicted model, not a curated record. Lineage: Eukaryota; Metazoa; Arthropoda; Insecta; Diptera; Drosophilidae. Bases 23 to 457 code for a protein of 144 amino acids. The transcript has 4 exons.
AAAGCCGUUCUGUUCAUUCAAAAUGGGAAAGUCAAGCCUUCUGAUUUUGGGAAUCUUGGCAUUAAUUGCAAUCCGAGAAGUUGCAAAUACCAAACCAGGACCAUGUCGAAAGUUAAAACAACAAUUUCCACCAACCAAAAUGCAGGGAAAAAUGUUACUUCGAUCGAUGUACCUAAAUAGUUUUGAUACUGUUUCGACAUUUCAGCCCAGUAAUUUAUGUAUUCGCUACGAUGUGGCAGCACCUGAACUGAAGGAUUACACAGUUAUAGGUACUGACAACAAGGACUACGUAGUUCUAUACAAGUGUAACUACUUCAAUGUUUCCAAGACUCACAUAGAGUUUAUCAACGCAUAUACUAGCGUUAAAACCCCCAGUCCUGCCGUCUUAAAUGGAAUUUCCCUGGCUUACAAAAAGAAUGGCCUAGAUGAAAAACUUAUUAUGACCCUGUGUCAGUGAAAUCGGGAGCCAGAAACCAAUAGAAUUUGGUGCAUCCGAAAUAAAGAUCUAAAAUAUUUGCCUGAGAAA